Messenger RNA from Andrographis paniculata, 1758 nucleotides. RefSeq lists its product as uncharacterized. Lineage: Eukaryota; Viridiplantae; Streptophyta; Magnoliopsida; Lamiales; Acanthaceae. The coding region runs from base 78 to 1577 and encodes 499 amino acids. The transcript is spliced from 8 exons. The record is from RefSeq and is a predicted model, not a curated record. Gene Ontology annotation, molecular function: metal ion binding.
AUACUCCACACAAAAAUCCCAAAUUCAAAAAUCAAAAGGAUUUCACUUUCGCGGCGUCAUCGCAUUCGCACGCAGAGAUGCCGAGCAUGGCAAGCAAUUCAAUCCGUCGUCCACACCUCGCUGCGGUCGAUCGCCACUUACCUGCAGAGCCUGCGAAUUUACCUGUCGAAGGAAUGGAAGCGGUGGUAGCUACAGUGAGCGGAUAUCACGGCUCCGAGAGAUUCAAUCUCAUCAAAUUGAUUGCUCGAGCGGGUGCUAGUUACGUCGGAAAUAUGAACCAGUCUACUACGCAUUUGGUGUGCUGGAAAUUUGAAGGAAGAAAGCACGAGCUUGCAAAGAAGUUAAAGAUAGCAAUAGUUAAUCAUCGGUGGAUUGAAGAAUGUGUAAAGCAAGGAAGGCGUGUCUCAGAGGAUCCGUACCGUUUUCAUAGUGGCGAAGAAAUCGGACCCCUGACUUUGGACGUCCCGUCAAGUACCAACUCUGCAAAGGUUCAAUUUCAAGCAUCAAGAAAGAAGAAAACUGUGGUUAAUAUUGAUUGUGAUGACACAAAUGAUGACCCUUGGACGGAUCCAACUGUUUUGGAUGAGGAUCUGUAUUCUCGGCCAAGGAAGAAAUCAAUUAGAAAGUACUCCAGCAUGGAUUGUCCCAGUAGCAGUAUAUUCUGCCUGGAGAUUCCGCCGAAGCCAACAUUUGUGGAGAUCGAUGAAGCGAGCCCUGUCCAGACCAGACGCUCCUCCAGACAAAAGAAAGUAAAACCUACUUCUCCGGCACACCACUCCAGGGUUCGUAGGCUGGUUAAAAAACAUUCAAGUGAGGAUGGUUUGUCCGUAGAUGGUUUACCUGACCGAAAUAGCGGUGGAAUUCUUUCUGAUAAUGAAGUUGUCGAGACACACCUCAGUUCAUCCAUGAGGAACACAUCUGAUACAAGGUGCAGUUCUAGUGGACAAGAGAACAUCGAUGCUCCAGAAGAUGUCACAGAGAUUGGGAAUGAAAACAGUGAAAACCCGAAUGCUAGUGCUUCUGCAAUAUCUCCCCUUCCCCCAACUCCAGAGGACAUAAAAAAAGCUUCCCCCGAGGAUCUUGCUGGCAUUCACCCUGCUAGACUCCCUGCAUCGAAUGAAUUAUCAUGUGUAAUAUGUUGGACAGAUUUCAGUUCCACCAGGGGAGUGCUACCGUGUGGUCAUCGAUUCUGUUUCUCAUGCAUCCAGAGCUGGGCAGAUCACAUGGCUUUAUUAAAAAGGCCCUCAACAUGCCCUCUCUGCAAGGCAAGCUUCAUAUGCAUCACUAGAGUGGAAGAAGCUGUCUCGUCGGAUCAGAAAAUAUAUUCGCAAACAAUCCCCUCACUUAGCUCCCAAAUGGAUCUGUAUAUUCUCCCUGAUGAAAACCAUGUUCCUCCUAGCAAUCAAUCGGAAAUGGUAUGCUGUGGAUGCUUCAGCAGGGAACCUGAGGAUCUCUUGAUCAGAUGUCAUUUCUGCCAGGUUAGAUGUGUUCAUUCCUACUGCCUUGAUCCUCCAUUGCUGCCAUGGACAUGCAUUCACUGUAAGGAUCUCCAAAUGCUUUACUUCCAUAACCGCUAGUUGGUUCAUUACAUAUUAUACAUAGCCUUUUCGAUCCUCUUCUUUUCCUGCAUCAUAUAUGUUUUUUAAUAUAAUCCAUAUGGACUUUUUUUUUUUUUUACUGUUUUUGAUAAAGUGCAUUUAUAGGCUUAUCAAUUUGUCUCCUGUUUUUACUCUAAUUCUUCCAUUUUGUUUUAUACAA